Varanus komodoensis (Komodo dragon) is the source of this 2152-nucleotide messenger RNA. RefSeq names its product phosphomevalonate kinase (gene PMVK). Gene Ontology annotation, biological process: cholesterol biosynthetic process; isopentenyl diphosphate biosynthetic process, mevalonate pathway. The record is from RefSeq and is a predicted model, not a curated record. The transcript has 5 exons. Bases 95 to 664 code for a protein of 189 amino acids. NCBI's taxonomy places the organism in Eukaryota, Metazoa, Chordata, Lepidosauria, Squamata, Varanidae. Gene Ontology annotation, molecular function: phosphomevalonate kinase activity. Gene Ontology annotation, cellular component: cytoplasm.
CGGGGCGCGGAGGAGGCGGAAGAGGCCUGGAUGGAACGGUCGGUCCCGGACGAGACCAUUCGCGCGGGCAGGGGUGAGUGGCGAAGUUCUCGCCAUGGCCCGAACUCCGAAACUCGUGUUGCUGUUUAGUGGCAAGAGAAAGUCGGGCAAGGACUUCGUGGCGGAGGAAAUCCAGAGCCGUUUGGGACCUGAUAUUUGCACUAUCCUUCGCCUCUCGGGACCCCUGAAACAGCAGUAUGCAAAGGAACAUGGCUUGGAUUUCCAGCGCCUCCUGGAUGCCAGCGACUACAAGGAGAUGUAUCGGCAGGACAUGAUCCGCUGGGGAGAGGAAAGGCGCCAGAACGACCCCGGUUUCUUCUGCCGUAUUGUGGUCGAGGGCGCCGUGCAACCCAUCUGGUUAGUGAGCGACACGAGGCGGCUCUCGGACGUGGAGUGGUUCCGGGACGUGUACGGGGACGUGGUGCAGGUUGUGCGUGUCAUUGCUACUGAGGAGACCCGGAAAAGACGCAACUGGGUUUUCAUAGUGGGAAUUGAUGACGCGGAAUCCGAGUGCGGCUUGGAUCAAGGCGUGCACUUCGACUGGGUCAUCACCAACGACGGAGACGAGCUGUCCUUCGAAGCCCAGCUGGAGAAGCUGCUCCAGUUUGCCCAGAGCAAGCUGUAGCCACGGCCGAGCCGCUGUUUCCACCCUGCCUCCUCUCCCACGAUUCUCCAGGAGCUGGGCUGAGACGGGGCCGACGCACCAAAGAGGGAGGAUCCGGGAAACGUUGACGCUGCAGCUGGAGGUCCCAGGCCAGGCUUGGCUGGGCAGGAUCAAUCCCAGGGAUGUGGAAUCCCCUCUCCUGUUAUGUUUGUGUCUGUGUUGCAAGGAAGAGUCCAGUCCGGUGUUGCCAGUUCUCCCCCUUCCCGCAAUCCGGCAGGGGCAUAUGUCCGCCCUGACCCAGCCAGCCGACCUGCCGUGAUGUGUCUCUCCCUGCUGGGGGGUGGGGUGCCCAGUGCACCCCUCUCCGGCAUGGGUGCCGGCUCUGACCGGCAGCGGUGGCCCACUCUGCAGGAAGCGUGGCGCGUCCAUCUCGCCUCGGCCCUCUCCGGAUGCCACUUACAUUUGUAAGGCUUUCCACCACCAGGGGCAGUGCACAGCACACGAUUUAAUGUUGUAAUUGCAAUUAAUUCCAUGCCUGCGGCCGUGGAGCAUCACUGCACGCUUCACGUGCCCCGGUCCACUCACCUGCGGCAGGACAGGGAUCCCAACGGAGGCAUGUUGCUGCAGAUGAAGAAUCUCAGUCCCACUUUCCCCACUUCCAGACCUGAGCUGUUUUUUCCUUCUAGAUUGAGAAUGUUUCUAACACUGCUUUAGUCUCUUCUAAAUCCACCCACCAUGUUGCUAAGGUGGAGGGACCUAAAAACAAACAAAAAAACCCUGUGCCUUAAUCUGAAUUGCUGUCUAUAGGUUGCCCAGCCCUGUUUUUAUCUCCUCGGCUUCCAGAAAUCCUUGCCAAAUCCUGAACUUGCUUUCUCGGCUUGCCAGCUUCUCUCCUGAGAGAGGCUCCUAUGCUAUUUGGCAGCAGAGUGAGAGGAGGGGAGGGGAGCUCCCCGCAAGGACCAGGUCGUGGGGGAGCAAAGCCCAUCAGGUCAUUGACCUGUGAUGGAAUUCCCAUAAAAGACCCCAAAAUAAGUUUUUCAAACUAAGUUGCUGCAAGCUGAUUUUGGCAUCCUCAGAAUGGCAUGGCAGCUUUUCCAAGGAAAAUAGUUGGCAGCUGCAGAGAAACAGGGUUCAAACUGAAACAUUCCUGGCCAGGCGUUGGUGGCUGAAGGAGCCAAGGGGUGCUCAGACUGCAGGAAGGGUGUAUAAAUGUUUCGUCUGUGUUGAGAAGGUAGUUAUCUGGCCCGCACAGGAAGCAGAGCUGUGGUCUGGCCAGAACACUGCUCCUCAGCCUGUCCCUGGGCUACAGAAAAAGUUGCUUUUUCCUAGUUUCGUAUCUCUAUGGAUCCAAACACCAGCCCUGCUUCUUUUGCCUCCGCGACCACCCAGUUAUUUGCUGACGCCACUCGCUUCUGAAUCAGUUGCUUGCCACCUCCGUCUCCUCCCCCUCCGUUUGGGGAGAGAGAAAAUCGUUGUGUUCCCAAUAAAGGUUUGGGUUGGUGAAACCUC